CACAUUAUCCAUCACAUAUUUUCAUAAGAAAAUCACACUCAGCAAAUAUAUAUCAAAACAAAAUAUGAAGCCAAUAAUCUUCUUAUUCGUUUAUCUCAUCUUUCUCCUUCUCGCCAGAGGAGCAAUAUCGGACGAUGCAUGGCAUCCUGUACCGGAUUUACAAGACAAGUUUAUCACCGGGAUUGUACAACUCACAGUCAACUUGAUGAAUGAGGACCCUGGGUUCGGCAUAAAGCUGAUAAAUGUGGAAAAGUGCGAGUUCCAAGAUACCGUUGAUGGUCGUUAUUAUCACUUCUUUUUUAACGCCAUCCAAUCAAGAACAAACAUAAUGCACACGUUUGAGGGAUCAGUUUUAAAGGAGCUUAAUGGUCAUUUGAGAGUUAUGUGGUUUAAAUGGGACAAGACAAGGUUAAUACGGUAGGUGAUGUAUUUUUCUUCAAGAUUUCGCAAUAAAAUAUGUAAAAGUUGUUAGGGAUUUUUUAAAUGUUGUGAAUGGAAAUGAAAGGGGAAAUGUUUAAGAGAAUCUCUUGAAAUACCAUGUUAGUAUGAUGUGUGAAGGCGUGCACUCGAAUUCGAUCGAUUUGAUGCAAUAUGUGGGUAAUCGGUUAAAUGGGGUUGUGUAACCAACCGCACCAAAUCGAACCAAGUUAAACCAAAUCAAAUUGAACCGAUAUGGCGGUUGGAAUAACCAAAUCAGUCCAACUUCCAUAGGCCGAACCGAUGCAAUAUUUGAAAUUUUUUGAACUAACAAAUGUAAUGGUUAGAGUGUAACCACCCAUAUGAAGAGUUGCAUCCCUUCAUAUGCAACCGUUCAUUCUCUAUAAAUAAGCAUCUACCCCUCUGGUUUUGUGAUGAAUUUUUCUGGUACCGAAAUUCUGCUAAAAUCCAAAAGUUGGUUUUUCUGCAUUCGAAAAGAAAAAAAUUGAGUCAAGUUUGGUCUCGCCGUCUUGUUGCGUUCGUUGAUUUUCAGGGUUUUCGGUACCGCUACACCGGAAAGGUACGUCAUUUCUAUUCUGGAAGGAAUCAUUCCGUAACCGUGGGUACUAGAGGGGAAUAAGAUUCUUUUAAGGAAAGACAUUGAAUUAUAGUCGACUAUAACGUUGCAUAUGUCUUUGCAUGUUUUUCAUGAUCAUAUAUAUUUGUUUGUGUUGCAAGAAAUUAGUAUACAUGAACAAUUUUCAAAACCAUACUACCAAAAUUAUAAUCGUCAUCAUCUUCAUUUCUGUGAUCGCAGCUCGUUUUCGUUAAACAUUGUAGUAGAUAAUGAGAUGCCCAACAAUGGGUAAGAUGUAGAUUGUACCCUUCCAUCUGACAUGGAAAGGAGCUUGAAUUCCAUGCUAGGGAAUUCGACGAGGGAAAUUUGCUAUCUCCAUAUAGCAAGCGAGAGUUUGAGGAUAUGGUACGUGAUUUUCACACCAAUGUUUACGAGUCACCUACGACUCCUAACCUUGCAUCUAAUCCAUCACUCGACUCACCUGGCCUAGAUGAUCACUUUAGGGAAUGACCCCUUGACCUCAUUGGUCUAAACCAUGAAGGGGGCACUAGCGAUGCCUAGAUAAAAGGCAUUAAAGAGAAGGCACUACCUAUGAGGCAACCCAUAGAUUGUCUGACUUAAAGACAUUAAAGAUAAGUACUUCCGAGAGAUAACUCGUCUUCGUUUUUCGGCUAUUUUCCCAAUAAAGUUGGUUGAACCUAGGUUUAUGGAUCGCACCUAGUCUCACGAAUCAUGGAAUGACUUGGAGAUGAAACAUUACCCACUUAUCCACAUAAGGGUGAUCCUCAAACCUCAUAUCCAUCAACUUUGUGCUUCAACAAAACAAGAUGUUGCAACCCUCUUCGUGCGGAAGCGAUUUUGUCGCGAAAACAAUAGCCACCUAUCUUAAACAGUGUUAGGACAAUAUCUCGAGGAAAUUGUGACAACGUUAGACCCUAACACGGGGUAAGGUUUUACAACAAACAUUCUACAUUCUA
Molecule: messenger RNA, 1971 nt
Organism: Linum trigynum
Lineage: Eukaryota; Viridiplantae; Streptophyta; Magnoliopsida; Malpighiales; Linaceae
Source: the annotation of a GenBank genome assembly